Messenger RNA from Aethina tumida (small hive beetle), 649 nucleotides. RefSeq lists its product as uncharacterized. The transcript has 3 exons. Gene Ontology annotation, molecular function: lysozyme activity. The coding region runs from base 76 to 546 and encodes 156 amino acids. The record is from RefSeq and is a predicted model, not a curated record. NCBI's taxonomy places the organism in Eukaryota, Metazoa, Arthropoda, Insecta, Coleoptera, Nitidulidae.
UGAUAACUUUAUCUUCAAUAGGAUAAGUCAGCUGAACUUUACAUUGAAUGUUUCUCUUCUAAAAACGUAGAUGAUAUGGACAGAAUAUUUAUACUUUGUAUAUUAAUAUCUAUAUUAGCUAGUAUAAAUGCUAAAGUGAAAUAUAAAGAGGAUUCCUUUGAAUAUAAAUGUGUGAAAUGUUUAUGUCAUGCCAGAAGUGGAUGUUGGAGCAGAUUAAACUGUGCCCAGUAUUCUAUACAUAAGGUAUACUGGAUUCAAGCCAAUUCACCUGUGGUUGAUGGUGAUUCAUCUGACGAUUCAUUAGCUUACAAGCACUGUAUGCAAGAUGAGAACUGUGUAAUUGAAACUAUUAUAAAUUAUACUUCACAAUACGGAGACUUUGAUGCUAAUUGUGAUGGACAAUUUGACUGUAAGGACAGAUUCUCAAUACACCUCUUUGGAAACGACAAAGGACCAAUAUUCGGUGAAGAUUAUGCUAGACGAUUUAAUGAUUGCAAUGAAGAUCUGAAUCUGACAAGUCUAUUACCAGAGUACUCAUGUGAAUAAUUAACAUCAAAAAAUAUUUGUGAUUUAUAUGUGGAAAUUAAUAUUUUUAAAAUAGUAACUGAUAAAAGUUGGCAAUCAUCGAUUAUAAUGAUAUAUAUAUAUA